AUGCGGCCCGCCUCCGCACGCCGGCCCGGGCGCAGCCUCGCAGCUGCAGCGGCGACGCUCGCGGCGGCAGCAGCGUGGUGUGGGGGCGGCCCCUCGGCCUGGCUGGCGAGCGCGCCGCAGAGCCGCGCGGGGAGGUGGCCGGUAGCGCCAGUUGGAGUUGCCAGGCGAUCUCCCUCCCGCUCCCGCGGAGCGGCGGCCCGGGCUUCCGUCGGCGCCGAGGCCCUCGCCGCGGCGGCCGCUCCCGCGGGAGAGCCGGGGCUGCCCCUCGCGGGCAGCUCGCUGGCGCUGGCGGAGUCCCUCGGGGUGGUGCCCCUCGUGUUCUGGUCGCUGGCUGCGCUCGUGGCGGUGCUGUUCCUGGCUGGCUUCCUUGCGGAUUCCGAGGAUGGCCCAAGCUCCGACGGCAAGAAGUGA
Prorocentrum cordatum is the source of this 411-nucleotide messenger RNA. The record is from the annotation of a GenBank genome assembly. Lineage: Eukaryota; Dinophyceae; Prorocentrales; Prorocentraceae.